AUGGACUCGCAGCGUGCCAUUCUGGAUGAGCUGAUGGGCAAGGACCGCGACUUGCCCCCAGGCGAGCGCACGGGACGAACCCUGAAGUUCUCGGACCCCAGCGUGUGCAAGUUCCAGGUGGCAGGUCUGUGUCCCAAUAUGCUGUUCAAGAACACCAAGAGUGACUUAGGGCUGUGCCAGUAUGAGGUGCAUGAGGACCACAUCGACUGGGAGGACAUCAAGAAGCAAUGGUCAGAGCUUAGCGAGCAGGAGAGAUUGAGGUAUGGCUAUGAAAGGGAUCUGCUGCGUCUCCUUGAGCAGCACAUCCGUGAUAUGGACAGAAAGAUUGCCAAGGCAAAGGAGAGGGCAGAAAAGGAGAGUGCGCCCAGGGAACUGAAGGGGGAGGACAGGGAGAGGUUGGCUGAAAUCCAACUGAAAAUCAAAGAGUCGCUGGAGAAAUCGCAGACACUUGGUGAGGAAGGCGAUGUUGAUGGCUCGAUGAUGUUUGCACAGCAAGCAGAGUCCUUUAAACAACAGCAUGACAGUCUCAAGCGCUCCCUCACCCAGCCUGAGCGCACGAUGACGGUUUGUGAGAUCUGUGGCGUCUUCAUCAACAGCACGGACAAUGAACAGCGCAAAAAGGCGAGUUUAGACCACCUCAAUGGCAAACAGUACCUUGGCUGGAAGAGGAUACGGGAAGAGCACAAGCUGCUCGUGGACAAGUUCGACAGGCUGAAGCACGAGCGCGAGGUCUCGCGAGACAGGGAUCGAGACCGAGAUGACCGGGCCCCAAGGGACAGGCGGUCGGACAGGGGGAGGGAUGAACGGCGAAGGGACAGGUCAAGGGACAGGUCGCGAGACAGGGCCAGGGACAGGUCACGAGACAGGGCCAGGGACAGGUCGAGGGACCACUACAGGCGCCGGCGGUCUCCCUCUCCAAGGAGGCGAUCGCCAUAUAGUCGCUCGUACAAGGCCUCAGGACCAUCGUCAGACGACCACCGACGAAGACGUCACGAGGAUUACGGUUAUAGGUAUUGA
Messenger RNA from Ostreobium quekettii, 1017 nucleotides. Lineage: Eukaryota; Viridiplantae; Chlorophyta; Ulvophyceae; Bryopsidales; Ostreobiaceae. The record is from the annotation of a GenBank genome assembly.